This is a messenger RNA of Capsicum annuum, 1482 nucleotides long. Its product is annotated as gamma carbonic anhydrase 1, mitochondrial. The coding region runs from base 242 to 1048 and encodes 268 amino acids. The record is from RefSeq and is a predicted model, not a curated record. Lineage: Eukaryota; Viridiplantae; Streptophyta; Magnoliopsida; Solanales; Solanaceae. The transcript has 5 exons.
AGGGCUAUUUUUAAUUCAUAUAGUCCAUGGAAUUUUUGAACCUUUUCGUUUAUUAAAUUUAUUAAAUGAUUGAAAAGGGUGAGUCCGCUCGUCCGAUUCAACUCACUCCAUUUUCAUCCUGUGUGGUACCACUAACCACACCACAUUUUCUUGUCAAAAACAGUGGUGAGCUAAAUUGAAUUGAAGGCUCAGACUCCCUCCUAUCGAUUUCAUAAAAGCAACGGGAAGAUAGAAGAUAUUGAUGGGUACGUUGGGGAAAGCAAUCUACACAGUGGGAUUCUGGAUCCGGGAAACGGGUCAAGCCAUUGAUCGUUUGGGUUGUCGCCUCCAAGGCAACUACUAUUUCCAUGAGCACCUGUCAAGGCAUAGAACUCUUAUGAACUUGUUUAACAAAGUACCAAUGGUUGAUAAAGAUGCUUUUGUGGCCCCCAGUGCAUCUCUAAUCGGUGAUGUUCAUGUUGGACGUAAUGCUUCUAUUUGGUAUGGAUGUGUUCUACGAGGUGAUGUGAACAGUAUUAGUAUUGGAGUGGGAAGCAAUAUCCAGGACAAUUCCCUUGUUCAUGUAGCCAAAUCAAAUUUAUUUGGAAAGGUUUUGCCAACAAUUAUUGGCAACAAUGUUACUGUAGGUCAUAGUGCUGUGUUACAUGGAUGUACUGUUGAAGAUGAGACAUUUGUUGGUAUGGGUGCAACUCUGCUUGAUGGAGCUGUUGUGGAGAAAAAUGCAAUGGUCGCUGCUGGUGCCCUUGUCAGGCAGAAUACGAGGAUUCCUUGUGGAGAGAUCUGGGGAGGAAAUCCAGCUAGGUUUCUGAGGAAGCUCACACAAGAAGAAAUUGCUUUUAUCUCAGAGUCAGCAGCCAACUAUUCUAAUUUAGCACAGGUUCAUGCUGGUGAAAAUGCAAAAAGCUUUGAUGCGAUUGAAUUUGAUAAGGCGUUGCGGAAGAAAUUUGCUCGCAAAGACGAGGAGUAUGAUUCUAUGUUGGGUGUUGUCCGUGAAACACCUCCUGAGCUCGUCCUGCCUGAUAAUAUCCAGGCACCAAAGGCCACUUAAGUGUGGAUCCAAGUUGAUUAUCUCUUGGAUUUUGUGGUGUUGGCCAAUUUCUUUUUUCGUUGGGCUGAAAAAAAGGAAAUUACCCACGUUUCAUUUUCAAUAAUUAAAGUCAGGCUGGAACACAAAGAUUUUGUCCUGGUUUCCGGCUCUUGCAUUGCCUGUGCUGAUCCUGUCACCGAUUAGAAGCUUUGAUUGUGGAUCAAGUACCAAUUGUACCGUAGAGCAGAUGGUUGUUUUUUUUCAAUAAUCAAUUUGAAGCCAGCAGAUUUUCCUCCUCAAUCUCAUUUUCCUCAUAGAUAAAUAAUCUACCAUUUUUUUUGUAAGAAAAAGCAAAGCAGGCAGUCCCGUUUGGUCGAUGGAGUUAUACCCCCUGCUACACAUGAUAUAACCGAAUAUUGCAAAUCGAGAAGGUUGACUUCUGCGUUGCUUUGGCA